Molecule: messenger RNA, 231 nt
Organism: Meira miltonrushii
Lineage: Eukaryota; Fungi; Basidiomycota; Exobasidiomycetes; Exobasidiales; Brachybasidiaceae
Product: DUF1909-domain-containing protein
Exons: 2
Coding region: 1-231 (76 amino acids)
Source: RefSeq, a predicted model, not a curated record
AUGGGUAACGGAAACAGAGCGAUUCAAAAGCGUGAAAGGAAUGCAGCAAAGACAAAAGGAGGUGAUGCAAAAUCACAACUGAAAGUUAACGAAAAAGCAUUAACAGUAAUCUGUCAAACAUGUCGUCAAACAUUCUUAUCAACUGUUCGGGAAGGAGAAUUAAAAGUUCAUGCGGAAAAUAAACAUAGUAAAACGAUCAAAGAUUGUUUUCCAAUGUUCACUCCUGCAUAA